Molecule: messenger RNA, 756 nt
Organism: Alternaria ventricosa
Lineage: Eukaryota; Fungi; Ascomycota; Dothideomycetes; Pleosporales; Pleosporaceae
Exons: 2
Coding region: 1-756 (251 amino acids)
Source: RefSeq, a predicted model, not a curated record
AUGACCACACUCCUCGCCUUCACGGCAACGUCGCCGGCAUGGCCCGCCAUGCCCUCCCUUACCACCAUCAACCUCGGGCGCGACAUCGCCAUGGAAGUCCUCGCCAUAGAGGAACACCAGCACCGCCUUCGGGCACUCCUACAAGAAGGAGAGGCUACGGCCGACGAGCUCAAGGAGCUCGAGACGAUUUCCGAUUCGCCUUCACCACCACCACCACCACCACCACACGGGCCCGAGCACCCGCGGCGCCUCGACGCCAACGCCAUCGCCGCCAUCAGCGUAGGCGACAUCGGAUGGGCGCCACUCCCGCGCAUGGCAGCCACCUCGCGCGACUGGUUCGUCCAGUCCGAGUACGGCCAGAUCUGCAUCAAGGUCUACCCGUUCAUCAUCGUCAAGAAGAUGGACGACUGCAUGCUCGGCAUGCCCAUCACCACCGCCGGAGGCAACGGCCUCACCAAUAAGAUGGAGUCGCUUCGUGCGCGCAGCACGUACGUCGUUGGAGCCAAUUUCCGCGGGAAAAACGAUGUCUCUUACGGUGGGGGCAUGGGGCCCGAAAAGAUGAAUCUGGAGGUGGAUCAGACGGCGGGGGCGUAUGAGCCCAGGGCGGGUGCGUUUGUGGAUGUACUGGAUACGUACCAGAUCCCGUACAACAUGAGGUGGAAGAAAGAGGGGCGCCUGACGUAUACUAGUCGGGUGGACUUGCUUCGGAUGAGGCAUGCGGUGCUGGAGAAGGAUGCGCUUGCGUGGAGGGGUUGA